This is a messenger RNA of Triticum turgidum subsp. durum (durum wheat), 2487 nucleotides long. NCBI's taxonomy places the organism in Eukaryota, Viridiplantae, Streptophyta, Magnoliopsida, Poales, Poaceae. The record is from the annotation of a GenBank genome assembly.
AUGAAUCAUUCGUGCCGAUGGAACCAGUUUCAAGGCGGUCUUCCCCAGAGGAACAUCUCAAAGGGGCCAUCUCCAGACCUACCACUUGACUUUUUGAAGAAAAUGACAGAUAACUUUUCCGAUGAACGACUGAUUGGUAAAAGUGCAUUUGGAAAUCUUUAUAAGGGUAUUCUGGCAGAUGGUACAAUGAUUGUUGUGAAGAAGCUUGCAGAAAAUUCUCCGAUCGCACGUGACAAAACAUUUUCUAAUGAAGUUCAAAAUAUCAUGGCUCUCCGACACGGCAAUAUUGUGAAGUUAGUCGGCUUUUGUCAUGAAGGUCAAAAGAAAAUAGUGCAGAAAGAGGGAAGGUAUAUUCUUGCAGACAUUUAUGAAAGUUUACUCUGCUACGAAUAUUUACCUAUGGGAAGUCUUCACAAAAAUCUUUUUGAAUCUAACGGCAUGGACUGGAACACUCGGUUCAAAAUAAUUAAGGGGAUCUGCCAAGGCUUACUUUUUCUACAUAGAGUUGGCAUUAUCCAUAUGGAUCUGAAGCCUCAAAACAUACUGUUGGGUGAUGAUAUGGAACCGAAAAUUGCGGAGUUUGGUAUCUCGAGAUUACUUGAUCCAGAACUAACACGGUUAAAUACCCAAGAUGUCAUGGGGACAUAUGGAUACAUGGCUCCAGAAUAUCUACACAGAGGAGAAUUCUCCACCCAGUCAGACAUAUAUGGUUUAGGUGUACUAAUCUUGGAGACCACUACAGGAAAGAAGAAUGGCAAGAAAGACUCAUGUGGAAGAGAAUACAUAUAUGAAGUACACUGUAAAUGGACGGAUGAUUAUAUAGCGUCAAAGCACCGUUCGCUCGAUGGAGAUUUCUUGCAGCAGAUAAAAGCAUGCAUUCUUCUCGGACUAAAAUGUGUGCAUAUUGAUAGGAAGAUGAGACCUUCCAUAGAAUACAUUGUUGACACGCUCAAUGGACUGACAAGCUGCUACAGUUGUCCUUUGAUCGCUCCAGAGCCUUUGGCAUACUCCAGUAGGCCUCUGAUCAUGAAACCUCCAGAGCCUUUGGCAUGGUCCAGUAGGCGUCUGAUCGUGCAACCUCCAAAGCUCCGCUUCUCUUUUGAGCCAAAAAGGUUGAUCUCCUGCUCGUUUUCUCUAACGAACACGACAGAUGGUCAUAUCGCCUUCAUGCUUGUAACGGAAAAUCCGAGGAUCUACCUUACAAAGCUACCGCUUUGCGGUCUUGUGCUGCCAAAUUGCAUCUACACCAUAAAUGUGACCAUGCGCGAGCAUAAGGAGCAGCCAUCAAGAACUGGCGAGUUUCUAACCCUCCGGAGCAGUACGGCACGUGAGGAGCAACUCACGAAUGCCCACCCAGAUUCCUUAGCCGGUGAUGAGGUGAAAGAGGUGAGGCUGUGUGUUGUUUGUGACCCACAAGAGGGUACAACCUCAAAUCAGUCGAUCCAAUCAGCAGCAGAGAUCAUAGCCAGUCAAAACUAUCGGCAGGUGCUGUCUGUGGACGUGCACUCAAACAAACCAUGGAUCUUGACGAGCAACUGGAGGGGUUGCGUUUGCAUUUGGAACUACCAGACCAAGACAGAGGAGAAGUACUUUGAAGUCAGCGCAGACGAACCAGUAUUUUCGGCAACAUUCAUUGAGCGAGAGGAAUGGCUCGUGGCUGGUGGUGGAGAUGGGUACAUCUACGUGUACAGAUAUGACACAAUGGAAGAAAUCAAGAGCUUCGAAGCUAAUGAUGGUCGUGACAUCAGGUCUUUGGCUACAAGUCCAACUCGCACUUUUUUGCUGUCGGCAUCAGACGAUCACAUGAUAAAGAUCUGGGACUGGAAGGACAGCUGGAAGUGCAUGCGGACGUUUCUAGGCCACGGUAACUGUGUCACGCAAGUAAUGUUUGACCUGAACGACAGCAACAGCUUUGCCAGUGCUUCCUUGGAUCACACGAUCAAGAUGUGGGAUAUUUACUCUACGACGUGCAAUGCCACGUUAGACGGACAACCUGAUGGUGCGCUCUGCCUUCAUUACCUCACAGAUAGGAAUGAGCAGCGUUUACUUUGUGGAUAUCUGGAUGGUGCUGCAAAGAUCUGGGAUCCGGAGAAAGAAUGUUGUAUUAGUGCGGAGGGAGGGAAUGCAAAGAGUGUCAAUGCUCUUUGUUGGCACCCCAAACUUCGUGUAGUAAUUACAGGUUCACUUGAUGGGACAGCACAAAUCUGGAAGUCCACUAAAACUGGAUACAGGCUUGAGAAUGUAAUUGGUUUCAACCUCGGUGCAGUUAACGCUAUUGGAUACAUACAGGGAUUAACAAGGAUUGUAGUUGGAUGUGAACAAGGAAUAACAAUGAUGGAAAUAAAUUUCCCGCAAAAGGAAGGCAUCGUGCACCAGGAGAAAAACAACAAAAAUGAUCUUGAGAGUGUGUACGACAGUACGUGGCUCCGUGAAUGUGACCUCACCUCAGAACGUCGUUCUAACAAGCUUCGGUUAUUUAAAAAAUAG